Messenger RNA from Penicillium cataractarum, 1500 nucleotides. RefSeq names its product membrane insertase OXA1. Gene Ontology annotation, cellular component: mitochondrial inner membrane. Gene Ontology annotation, biological process: mitochondrial respiratory chain complex IV assembly; protein insertion into mitochondrial inner membrane from matrix. NCBI's taxonomy places the organism in Eukaryota, Fungi, Ascomycota, Eurotiomycetes, Eurotiales, Aspergillaceae. Gene Ontology annotation, molecular function: membrane insertase activity. The record is from RefSeq and is a predicted model, not a curated record. Bases 1 to 1500 code for a protein of 499 amino acids. The transcript is spliced from 3 exons.
AUGAUGGGAGCUGCUGGCCUGAAAGGGCCCAGUGCUGCCACUGCCUUUGCGCGGCAACGGCUCGCUGCGGUUCCUCGAUCCACCCGAUCGGUAUCUACCUUCAGGCCUCAGCGCUUCCAACUCCCUGGCCAGAAGAGCCAAUUGACCCUCGCUUCCUCUGGAAAUGCUCCAUGGCGCCGUGCUGCUCUUGCUGCCAGCCCUGCUGCGAUCCGUUUCAACUCGACCUCCUCUGACCCAACUCCCGCUUCCGUUCCCGAAACGACAACGCCGAUUGACCCGUCUGACGUUGGUUUUGAUAUCUCGGAGAUUCCUGAGAAGAUUGGAUACUUGAAGGAACUUGGCUUGGACUAUGGUUGGGGUCCAUCCUCCAUGCUCCAAUAUGUGAUCGAGCACAUUCAUAUUUGGACGGGUAUGCCAUGGUGGGCUAGCAUUGUCGGUGCCGCCGUAUUGGUGCGUGUUGGUCUGUUCAAGCCUACUAUGGCUGCUUCCGACACAGGUGCCCGAACCCAUAACGCGAGACCUAUCAUUGACCCGAUUCGUCAAGAGAUGAUGAAGGCUCGUAUCGAUGGACAAACACACGAGUUCCAGAUUAAGAAGGCCGAGCUCGAUAAGAUUCAGGCCGAGCACGGGAUCAAGCCCUCAAAGGCACUCAUUCCUAUGCUGCAGGUUCCUCUCGGCUACGGUAUCUUCCGUGUUGUCCGCGGUAUGACCUCUUUGCCGGUGCCGGGGUUGUUGAACGAGUCUGCUUUGUGGUUGAAUGACUUGACUGUGUCUGAUCAGCUAUACCUGAUCCCUGUCAUCACAGCCUCGUGCUUGUACCUCACACUCAAGAAAGGUGGUGAGACUGGCACCAUGGAUAUUCUCAACACCUCUGCCGGUAAAGCCAUGUUAAUUGGUCUUCCGGCCAUUUCUUUCACAUUCAUGGCCUUCCAGCCAGGCGCUCUGCAGCUGUACUUCCUGUCUACGGGUCUCCUCGGUCUUGCUCAAGCUUACAUUAUCAACAACGCCAACUUCCGUAAAGCCAUGGGCAUGGCUAUCCCUAUCAAGCGCCAGGCGACGCAAGAUAUGAGCAACCUGGAGCAGCUCCAAGCCCGGUUGGCAGAGAUUCAAGCCAACCCGGAGAAGUUCAAGCAAACCCAGGCCCAGGUAACCGAUGAUAGCAACAUCAGCAAAAUCGACCAAGUCCAGAAGAACAUCACCAGCUGGAGCGAAAAGGCUAAGCGCGAAGUCACGGACAAGUGGAGCGAAGUGAGAGGCAAGGCGACCAAGAAUGCGGAUGGCUCUCCCGCCGCACAGCCUCGUCUUAGCGAUGAGGACCGACGGGCCGCAGAUAGAUACGAGCAGGAAGCCAAGGCUCGGGAAGCCGCCCUGCGCGAGGAGCGUAACCACGCCCGUCGGAGCUCCCAUAUGAGGACUCUUGCAGCUGAGCGACAGAAGGCUCGGGAUUCCUUCAAGAACUUCCAGGCGGUUGGACGCAACGGCCCACCUCGGAGGCAGUGA